This is a messenger RNA of Arachis ipaensis, 984 nucleotides long. NCBI's taxonomy places the organism in Eukaryota, Viridiplantae, Streptophyta, Magnoliopsida, Fabales, Fabaceae. The record is from RefSeq and is a predicted model, not a curated record.
AUGGGGUUUAUCAAUGGCAAGGCUAGCAGUAAGAAGCAAGUGACAAUUGAAGAAAAGAACCAAGAAGAGCUCAAGGAGAAGGAUGAGGAACCACCAGCUUCAAAGAAGGGGAAGCAGAUUAUUGAGGAACAUUCACAAGAACAGAGGAAAGAAGUGAAGCCUUACACUCCUCCUCAAUCAUAUCCUCAAAUAUUGCAAAAGGAGCUCAAAGAUCAACAGUUCCUAAAGUUUUUAGAAGUUUUUAAGAAGCUAGAGAUCAAUAUCCCACUUGCUGAAGCAUUGGAGCAAAUGCCUCUAUAUGCUAAAUUCCUCAAAGAGAUCAUCAACAAGAAGAGAAACUGGAAUGAGAAGGAAAUGGUGAUCUUAACUCAAGAAUGCAGUGCAGUAAUCCAAAAAUGGCUCCCACCAAAACUCAAGGAUCCUGGGAAUUUCAUCCUAUCAUGCAUCAUAGGCAAUGUGACUUUGGAAAAAGCCCUCUGUGAUUUGGGUGCCAGCAUUAAUUUGAUACCUCUUUCAUUGAUGAAAAAGCUUUCGAUAGAUAAAGUCAGACCUACCAGAAUGUCACUCCAAAUGGUUGAUAGAUCACUCAAGAUACCAAAUAGAGUUGUGGAAAAUUUGCUGGUGAAAAUAGGAGAAUUCAUAUUCCCUAAUGAUUUCGUCAUCUUAGACAUAGAAGAAGAAGGACACAACUCAAUUAUCUUAGGAAGACCUUUCCUAGCCACAGCAAGGGCUAUAAUUGAUAUAGAGAAAGGAGAAAUGACCCUCAGAGUGCAUGGUGAAAAGAUGAUCAUCAAUGUCUUUAAAGCCAUGCAACAUCCACCUGAGAAGGAAAAGCAUAUGAGGGUGGAGAUGAUAGAAGAAUUGGAGGAGGAGCUACUUGAAGCCAAUGAAUGGGAAGAGGAAACUGAAGUGGAACAAGACAUCCUAGAAGAGGAAGUAGUAGAAGUCUCCUUUGAAGGCAAGACAGAACAGAGGCCAAAAUAA